Paraglomus occultum is the source of this 654-nucleotide messenger RNA. The record is from the annotation of a GenBank genome assembly. NCBI's taxonomy places the organism in Eukaryota, Fungi, Glomeromycota, Glomeromycetes, Paraglomerales, Paraglomeraceae.
AUGGCCUCGCUCACAAGGCUUACUUUGGCUUCGGUCGUUCCAAAGUUGGCGAGAGGAUAUGCUACUGCAGGAGGAAGUUCAGUAGAGGUUCCUCUCGUUGUACAUGGCAUAGACGGUCGCUACGCGACAGCUCUAUACAGUGCUGCAGCAAAAAAGUCGAGUACAAAGACUGUUGAAGGAGACCUAAAACAAAUCGAAUCGGUUAUUGCCAAAAAUUCGACAAUUCAGACUUUUCUCGCUGAUCCAUCAGUAGCGCGCGAAGCCAAAAAAGAAGGUGUAAAGAAAUUGCUCAAACAAGGAAAAUAUUCAGAGUUGACAAACAAUUUCUUCGAAUUGUUAGCCGAGAAUGGUCGACUUGGGGAGACAGAGAGGGUUAUUCAAAAGUAUCUACAAAUCAUGGUUGCUGAGCGAGGAGAAGUACCUAUUACCAUAACUAGUGCUGCAGAACUCGAUAAAAAAGCCGAGACCAAACUGAAGACAUUACUUGGUAAAAGCCGAUUUGUUAAACCAAAUCAGACACCGAUUGUAACCAACAAGGUUGAUCCAAACAUCUUGGGCGGAUUUAUCAUUGAGAUUGGAGAGGAUCAAACAGUCGAUUUGUCGGCCGCUUCUCGAAUUGCAAGAUUAAAUAAGCUCCUGACUGACGCUAUUUAA